Messenger RNA from Dermacentor andersoni, 2055 nucleotides. RefSeq names its product sulfhydryl oxidase 1-like. Lineage: Eukaryota; Metazoa; Arthropoda; Arachnida; Ixodida; Ixodidae. Gene Ontology annotation, molecular function: flavin-dependent sulfhydryl oxidase activity; protein disulfide isomerase activity. The record is from RefSeq and is a predicted model, not a curated record. Gene Ontology annotation, cellular component: Golgi membrane. Gene Ontology annotation, biological process: protein folding.
AUGGGAAUGAGUGGUAGUAUUAUGUUAUUAUUUUUGCUGGGCGCUGGGAUCCUGCUUUUGGGCAGCGUGAAUUCCACGCUUGGAUCUGCGAGCUUGUACGAUCCUUCCAUGCCGCUCCAGGUCCUCAAUACGUUGACUUUCCAUAAGGUUAUCCUCAACAAGGAGAAUGCUUGGCUUGUACAGUUCUACAACCACUGGUGCGGCCACUGCAUCAAAUUCUCUCCGAUAUUUAAGGCAUUUGCCAACGACAUUGCAGGUUGGAAGGCUGUUAUAAGUCUCGCAGUCGUUGACUGCGUAGAUAAUAUGCAGCUCUGUCGCACAUAUGGAAUCAAUUCUUACCCUACUAUCAAAUUUUUUCGAGCACGUUCAACUUUUCAAGAUCGAGGUGUUGAAGUAGAGACCCACCGCUAUCCCGAACAGUUGCGACACCAGGCGAUUGACCUUGUGGACAGCAAGGAUGCCUACCGAGGGCGGUGGCCUGCAAGCUGGCCUUCAUUUGAUGCCUUUCAGGGAGAAAGAACUACAGAAGGGCUAUGGGAGUAUGUACCUGAAAAUGUAGACGUCCAAAUUCUUGUUGUGGAAUGCAACACUUCAUACAUUGGGAGAGAGGUAACCUUGGAUCUCUCGUCAAGGAAGUCCAUUCAUGUGCAACGUCUGGUGGUCUCCUCAGACAGAACCUGGCUGUCGUCCUUGCUCCCCAAUGAGACAAAUGUUUCUGGUGUUCGCUGGGCGGACCUGUAUGUCCUACAUCGUAAUGGCACCUCAACUAGGCUACUCAGGGUGAAAGAAGAAGAUGGCUCACGAGAGAAUGUGCUGCGAGUUUUGGAACCUUACAUGCGAGCAAUAAGCUCGAGUACCGCAACAACUGCUAGUACAGCAUCACCAGAGGAGAGCAAAGUAGUGGAUAUGAGCAAGGUGUACCUGGCUGACCUAAAUAAUGCACUGGUCUACUCUUUGCGCCAAGAGGUGGCUGGCCAUGAGCAUCUCAAUCGCACUGAACUUGCCGCUCUGGUGCACUUUGUUGAUGUUUUGGUUAAGUAUUUUCCAGGAGGCGACCCGACAAAGGUGGCAUUGCAAAACUUGCACACCUUUGUGGCAUCAGCUGGAACAGAUUCCUUACGGGGAGAACAGCUCUCGGCUUUUCUUGACAAGCAGGUGGGCCUGCCAGUCAUGGGGCCCUAUGAAGGCUGUCUAGGCAGCCAGCCACGCUUACGUGGUUAUCCCUGUGCUCUGUGGAUGCUUUUCCACAGCCUGACUGUUAGUGCCUACCUCAAGUCUGGAGGAUACCCACUUGGAAGGGACGCAUCCGGUGCUGAUGUCCUCCAGGCUGUCAGGGGCUAUGUGACCUAUUUUUUCUCCUGCCGCUACUGUGCUGUCCACUUCAGCACCAUGGCAAAGAAUUUGGACUCCGAGGUUCAAACGUCACAGGAUGCUGUGCUCUGGCUCUGGCGAGUACAUAACAAAGUCAACGCACGGCUGGCUGGGGACAUGUCGGAGGACCCGAUGCACCCUAAGCAGCCCUUCCCUCCCCCUACACUAUGCAGCGACUGCCACGAGGGCACCCGGUGGAAUGAGCAGCACUCACUCAGCUUCUUACUGCACUUCUACGCACCUGAUGGCCUAGUGCCUGUCGGAAACCCCGACGGGCAGGACCAUGCGUGGUUGACGGCCCAGAGUGGUGGUACUCGGGCCCGGUGGUCCUCCCUGUUCUUGCUGGCAGCGGUCAUUUCUGCAUUCUAGCGCUGCGCACUGCCCUUGACUUCAAAGGAACUCCCUUUGCUAUGUCAUUUUAGCCAGCGAACAAAGGUUUAUACGCGCACUGAACACAGCGUCUAAGCAAGAUACCCACCGAUUGAUACCCAACGAUUCACGCGCGAGGGGCGUGGGUUAGCUGCAGUGUCAGUAGUCAAUCAAGCUUACGCAGCACGUCAUGCGCGUAUAUGCAAAACAGAAACUCUAGCGCAUGCAUGUUAUGCUUGUUGCGCAUUUUUAUACCUGCCUUCGGAUGUAUUUUCUUGUUAUUGAAACAGGGUGGGAAUAUUUUCUCGCAGCGUC